Cotesia congregata is the source of this 1377-nucleotide messenger RNA. NCBI's taxonomy places the organism in Eukaryota, Metazoa, Arthropoda, Insecta, Hymenoptera, Braconidae. The record is from the annotation of a GenBank genome assembly.
AUGCCACGUCACAUUACUGUAAUCAUCCUAGCAGGAGUUGCAUUGAUUUUGUGCGUCAAUGCAGCGCAAACCGAUCCACCAACGACCUGCGUAGAAUUUGGCGGAACGUGUGACCAGCAUCGUCGUUGCUGCGGUGAAAACCUCAAGUGCGAUCGGUCAAAUACUGUCAGCAUAUACAAGUGCAAAGAAAAAGCAAAACUGGGCGACUCGUGCCGUGAAACAUUUCAUUGCAUUGACAUUGUGCACUCCGUAUGUUUAAAGAACAAGUGCGUGUGUCGACAAAAGAACGUCAGAGCUAGCGACUACGCCUGCAUCCCAAUUUUGAAUGGCUAUUGUUGGAAAAACGAGACCUGCGCGACGGAGAAUUCACUGUGCAUUAAUAAUAAGUGUCAAUGCAGAGACGGAUUUGUAGCGGAGGCCAACGAGUGUUUGCCAGUUGUAAUUGGAUCAAAAUGCAAUGACGAUGCAGCGUGCAAAAGUGUCAAAUUCGCAGAAUUUGACACUUUUAACAAAGUUUGUGCCUGCUCAGAAAAUGCAAUUGCAAUCAAUGAAAGGAUGUGCUUGGUACGUUUAGGAGGAAUUUGUCAAGCUAACGAAGAUUGUGCUGCCAAAAAAUCUUGGUGUGAUGAAAAUAAGUGUCAAUGCAGAGCUCAAUAUUUUGCCUACUCUGAGAUCGAAUGUAGACUCAUCAAUGAAGUGAGGCAACUAUUGCUUAUGGCUUUCUCUUCCGCAGCCUUCAUAGGAAUGCCUUGUAAUGUGUCAAACCAGUGUCAUGCUCAUAGCAGCGAUUCAUACUGCUAUAACAAAACCUGUCAAUGCGAACUGGACUACUUGCUGAAGAACGAAAAUUCAUGCUUACCAGGGAUAACCUCGUAUUGUUCAACAACCGAUGAGUGCUCGGACCCUGAAUCUAUUUGUAUUGGCAGUUGGUGUCAGUGCAGGACCAAUUAUGUGAUGCGGGAGUCAAAAUGUCUGCCAAUGCUCAACGCCAUCUGCUCCGAUAACCUGGAGUGCGCUCCUGCGAACUCGGUCUGCAUUGAUCAUAAGUGUCAAUGCAAGUUCAGUUACUUCCCGAAGUCCAACUACGAGUGUGUCUUAAAAUUGACAAGGACUGCAUUGACAUUCGCUUUGCAAAGUGUUCUGACGCUGGAAAAUGCGUCUGCCAUAAGAAUUACGUGUGAACUGGCCCAAAAACUUGUUCGCCAACUUUGGGAGGCUACUGCGAGAGCGACAGGGAGUGUGUCACUGUCAAUGCAGAGUGUUUCAAGAGCCGAUGUCGCUGUUCCGCAGAAUACACGCAGCGCUCUGAUGACCUCUGCUUACCUGGUAAGUUGUGACGAUGCAGUAGCAUUCUACCUCGCCAGAAUUAGCGAUUAA